AUGGGAAUACAAAAGAAGCCCCAGAAAAGUCUAAUGAAGCUGAUAGAGAACCAGCCUGGGAAGAGUGCGCCGGGAAAAUCAACGCAAUCCCAGAUUCCUCCCUUUCCCACCAGGUCUCCUCUUACUGCUCCUCAUCAACCUUCUCAUCAACCUCCCCAGCCAGUCAGAGCUGAUGCUACCAAAUUGAAAAGGCGCAGGAAGCAAAAAGGGAAAGAUGUGGCCGAUACAGGAAAGUCCCGUCUGACCCGCGAAGAAGAUUCCCAACGAGCUGCAAAGCAGCAAAAGAUUAGUCAUACUCUUCAGCGAGGCCAGGAUAUGUCUGACACUCAACCUCCGGAGCCUCAAGCUUGGCUACCAACACCCAUGCAUGGUGGGGAGCCCCUACGAGAUGAUGCCUCUAUUAAGGACUUUAACGGUGGCAUUGGGUGUCACAUAGCCUCGGCUAUAGAGGAGGCUUUGUUACUCCCAAAGGACAUGGCCGAAAUAAAAAAUGCAAGGAAGAAUGAAUUCAUCCUUAACAAUAAAAGAUAUUUGGGAAUGGUUAUCCAAAACACUUUUAGACUGGAUGAGAUGCUCAAUAACUGCUACAAUCAGUUAGAAGAUGAAAGGAAAAGACGGGCAUCGGCUGUACAAACUUUAACAAUAUCCGAGCAAGACUUGGCGAACACGAAGAAGAAAUUAAUUGCUAAGGAGCAAGCUCGCAAAAGCGCUGACUUGGCCUUAGAAGGCUUCCAAAAGCAAGCCGAAGACCACAGAAAGCGCUUGUGCGAAGCAAAUGAGGAAUUGAAGGCUGCCCGGGAGCAAGUGGUAGUUCUUAAAAAGCACUUGGAGGAAACCCAAAAAUUAAAAGAGCAAGCUGAAAAAUCCAGAGAGGAAACCGAGAGGGCAAAGGCUGAGGCCAAACAAGCAACGAAUGAGGCCGAACAGAAAGGUUACGACCUCAGGGUGGCUAAGACGGAGGAGACCCUGAGGGCAGAGGUGCCAAUGUUAAGGAAGGCAGAGAAUGUGUUCUACCCAACAGCAAUCCGCACCUCGGAUCCUCCAUCCAGUCAUGCUGAAGACACUCCCUCAACCACUAAUCCUAAUCAGAAGGUUUUGCCUCAAAAUCUUCCUCCCCCUAGCCAACCAGAACCAGCUAAAGAGACUAAUGCCCCUCCAGAAGCCUUCUUGGACAAGACUGCAGCAGCUUCUGAAGCAGAGGUAGCCUCUCAAGGCUUUCAAUAG
This is a messenger RNA of Quercus lobata, 1224 nucleotides long. RefSeq names its product inner centromere protein-like. The transcript has 3 exons. NCBI's taxonomy places the organism in Eukaryota, Viridiplantae, Streptophyta, Magnoliopsida, Fagales, Fagaceae. The record is from RefSeq and is a predicted model, not a curated record. The coding region runs from base 1 to 1224 and encodes 407 amino acids.